Messenger RNA from Passer domesticus (house sparrow), 1267 nucleotides. RefSeq names its product hydrocephalus-inducing protein-like. The coding region runs from base 144 to 1256 and encodes 370 amino acids. The transcript has 8 exons. Gene Ontology annotation, cellular component: axoneme. Lineage: Eukaryota; Metazoa; Chordata; Aves; Passeriformes; Passeridae. Gene Ontology annotation, biological process: cilium movement; axonemal central apparatus assembly. The record is from RefSeq and is a predicted model, not a curated record.
AAAGGAACAAAUUACAGGAACAAGUUGUUCAGAAGAAGACUCAGACCCCUAAGACUCAGACUUUGGAGACAGGGAAUCGGAAGACUUGGGACCCGCAGCCCCGCUUGCUUGGCUCUGGCACUGCACCAAACAGUCAGCUGCAGAUGCACACAGUGAAGAUGCUGAUAGUGGAGGCUGCUCUGGAGCUGCAGGAAAGGGUCAUAUACCAUGUCCCAAAGUGCGGGUUCCCUAACAAGCAGCUGUGCCAGAGCCUUGUCAAAGUUGAGGUGCCCGAGUAUGUCCUGGACAUGGGCACUGUCCUUAAGGGUUUCACUGGGAAAAGCACUGUGAAGAUCACCAACCCUGGGCAGAUCCCAGUCUUCUUCCAGGUCAAUGGAUCUGUCCUGCAGGACACAGGUUUCAGCGUGGACCUGGACCUGAUGAACAGCCUGCCCCCCAAGCACAGCAUGAAGUUUGACGUGCGCUUUGAAAGCGCCCAGCGGCCACAGGGUGACGUGGAUGUGCUGCUGCCCAUAGAGGUGACAAAAGGCCCCACGUCUCACAUCCGUCUCCGUGCCACUGUGUUGGAAGUGUCGCUCAACCUCUCCAAGAGGGCACUGCAGUUCUCUGACAUCCUCGUUGGGCAGUGCCAGAUUGAGACAAUCCGGCUCUACAACCGGUUCCCAGUACCCUGCACAUGGUCCAUUACUGCCAUCAAGCCUGCUCUGAAGAAGUAUGUACGUCAGAAGUUGCAGGCGCUGGAGGAUGAGCCCUGUCCCUUUGAAGUGACACCUUCCCAAGGAAACCUUGAUCCAGGACGGUGGCAGAACUUAAAGAUCCAGUUUAUACCCAAGGAGGAGAGGUCUUACAAGAAUGAGCUGAAGCUCAACAUUGGUGGGAGCAGCAAUCACUUAAGGCUGCACCUCUCGGGACAAGGUCUAGAGCCACGGUUGAAGUUCAGCCCCCCAGCACUAAAGAUGGGACGGGUGCUGGUGGACACUGAUGGGGUGGAGGCCACAGUGGUGGUGAAGAACCCAUGUGACUUCCCCAUUGAGUUUUACUCCCUGAACUUUGAUCAGCAGUACCUUGAGGAGGAGAAGAUCCUGCGGAUAGCACUGGGCUCUGAGAAGCAAAAGAGCUUUUUAAUGCCUCCACGCACUGUGGGUGGGACGCUGCCCCCAGUGGUGCUGAGGAAGUAUGAAGCACAGAAGAGGCUGAAGACUCAACAGGCAGAGCUCAAGGCCAUGGCAGAGGCCCAGCCUUCAGCUGAAAACUAAGGUCAGAAGCC